AUGCAACAUGGCUCAACUUACAACAAUAGAUGGGCAGCUACAGCAUUCAUAGAGUGUAUUUCUGACACUUUGAAGGAAGAAAUGUUAUCACAGAUUAAAGGUACGAAGUUUUUUUCUUUAACUAUGGACGGAACCACUGACAAUGUUACUGCUGAGCAGGAGACACUUUUCAUUAGAUUUUGCUCUGCUGGGAAAAUAAGUUGGCAUUUCCUCUGUAUUGGAGAGCCAAGAUCUACUACUUCGGCUGACCUAUUAAAGUUUGUUAAAGAUAAACUUGAUGAAAAUAAACUGUCUGAUCAAAUGGAGAAACUCGUGGGCUUUGGGUGCGAUGGAGCAUCCAACAUGGUGGGAAAGCGUAAUGGCCUUGUUGCACUACUGCAGAAAGACUUCACGGAGAUAAUCGGAGUUCAUUGCCUGGCACAUCGACUUGAAUUAGGAUGCAGUUAA
Saccostrea cuccullata (small rock oyster) is the source of this 447-nucleotide messenger RNA. RefSeq names its product zinc finger protein 862-like. Bases 1 to 447 code for a protein of 148 amino acids. The transcript has a single exon. Lineage: Eukaryota; Metazoa; Mollusca; Bivalvia; Ostreida; Ostreidae. The record is from RefSeq and is a predicted model, not a curated record.